Messenger RNA from Aphidius gifuensis, 1407 nucleotides. RefSeq lists its product as uncharacterized. The transcript is spliced from 7 exons. The record is from RefSeq and is a predicted model, not a curated record. Lineage: Eukaryota; Metazoa; Arthropoda; Insecta; Hymenoptera; Braconidae. Bases 537 to 1367 code for a protein of 276 amino acids.
GCGUCCUGUAUAAUCUGUCAAAUAUAAUUGUAUUUUUUACGUUUACGAGUAACAUUCAAUAAAACACAGUUUAUUAUAAUAUAGUGCUUACAGUGCAAAAAACAAUACAUAAAUUAUUUGUGGGAACAAUUAUUUGUAAGGACAAUUAUUUAGUAAUUGUUUGUCAAUAAUUAAAAGUGAUUUAAACUUAUUGAAAGAAGUUUCUGGAAACGAAAGCAGAUAAAUAAAAAUCGUUAAAAUAAUGUCUCAAGAAGAAGUUGCAAAUUUCAAGAAGCAGAUUUAUUGAACUAGCUCAAGAGAUUGAGCAGACAUUUCUUGACGAAGAUCAGUCUUUAUACUUUCGGCCAUCUCAAGGUCAAUUUAAUGCAGGUGGACCAUUGUAUUCCUCAUUCGAAUAUAUAAAAACUAACUUAAGAAAAAAAAAUUUAUUAAAAGCAUUAGGCCACCGUGCUACUUCAACUAAUUUUAAACCUUCAGAAUCGGUAACUGCUAAAAUUCAAUGGUUGCAAAGUAACACAAGCCCUGAAGAUGAGCUUAUGAUCAACUGGGUUGCAACCUACACUGUUCGAAAACAAUUGAUGGCAGCAGGAAACAAUCAAAUUUCGAUAGAAGAAUAUUUCAACAAAUUCAUUGCGUUGAAAACUAAUUUUGGCAAAGAACUAUUGAAAAGAGAUUUCGAAAAAAUCUUUCCUGGAAAAAGUGCUUUAUUCAUUCAACGUUGGAAAUUAAUCGCUGAUUAUUUUUCUGAAUAUCUAAUAAGACCAAGCGUAGUUUCUACUAUUGACAAGCCAGAAUUUGCACGUCUUUUACCACGAUUGAGCGACGAUGAAAAAGUCGCUGUGAUUUUAUUUUUGCUACCUUGUAUUCUACCAGAUAAUACUCGAAAAAGAGCAGCCACAUCUACCAUUAAUGAAGGGACAAGUAGUGCUACUAGUUCAAGACAAGGAAGAAAUCGAUUGUCUUUAAAAGAACGUCGUGAUUCUUGUUUCCUUCAAAUUGAGGACCCUACAAAUUUCAAUUCAUGCGUUCAAGAACAUCAAAGAUUAUUAAAAUCUUCAGGAUUGAGCUUCCAACCAACAAUCGCGUUUGUCGGCCCUUUGGAUGCUGUUGAAUCGUCUUAUGUUUUUGUCAAUGAAAUCAUAUAUCCUGUAAGUUCUCCAUUAGAAGCACUUAAUCACUGCUUUCAAAUUUUCUGGGUAUUAGAUUGUAAGUAUCCAUUACGUGCAAACAUAAUUUGGUCGUUUUUACAAACUGCUGGAUACCAAAUAACCACGAAAGAUCGUUUAACUCAAGCAGUUGUUACAUUGAAUCAUAACAUCAAUGAAAAAAUAAAUGCUGCUAAUAAUAUUGCCAACCCACCACUAUGAAUUUUAAUAUUUUUUUUUUAAUUUUUUUUUUUCAUAAAAA